AACCUACGCCCUUUGGAUAGUUCCUUCUACCGCGUCAACUUUUCUCAGGCUAACUGUGUUGCUGCAGACUUGGAUUCUCUCUGUUUCGCACUUCUCAGGGUCAUACCACCGAUGUGGAUGUGAACUUUGAAGACACGCUUCAACCUUCUUGAGCGGCGAAGAGGUACUCCUCGACAGCGCGAAACCAGGUUCAUGGUGAUAGAUUUGACUUUGUCUCAUAUGAUCACCGGGGCCGCCGGAGCAGGUCCAUCGAUAGCGACGGAUUAUCGAUGGGCGGAUAGUGCUCCCAUUUGACGGAGUGCUCAACGGUCCAUGUCGAACUGUAACUAAUUUCUUUCUGGAAUCGAUUUUGCACAAGGAUGUAUUUUGCGUCGGACUACGGUGCGUACUUCCGAACCAACGUACCCCGAAGCAGUGUAACGGAGAGAUGUCCACGGGAUGAAAUGGUCUUCGGUGUCCGAAAACGAGCGCUUUAUCAGCCCGCAGCUCUUUGCAGUUCAGGUGAUGCAAGCCAAGCAUCCUACGCGACUGGCAGAUUCUUUGAGGGCCGCAUUGGAAAUGAGUCUGACACGAUGCUCUUGAACUUCGGAUGGAAAGGUUACAAGCGAGAGCAGAGGCGAAGAUCAUAAAGCCCAAUGCGGGGUAAAAGGUCCCACAACGUCAUACCUGGGGUGU
This is a messenger RNA of Somion occarium, 675 nucleotides long. NCBI's taxonomy places the organism in Eukaryota, Fungi, Basidiomycota, Agaricomycetes, Polyporales, Cerrenaceae. The record is from the annotation of a GenBank genome assembly.